AUGUCAGAGAUAGGUAAAAAGGAGGUAUUAAGCAGAAGUCUCCUGGUUGUUGGUGUAGCUGGACGAUUGGGAGAAAGGCAUGGACAUAUAAUGGGGAAUUUAUUCAAAAAGAUUUUAGAAAAGGAGGGAAAGCAAAAACGAGAAAUUUUAAAUAUAUGUCAAUGUAUAGUUGAUUGUCUUUUUGAGCAUUUAUUAACAUUACAGGAUACAAAUUUAAAGACUGAGGUUGUCAGCUGCAUUAGUACUAUAUGUCUAUUGAGUAGUGCUUCUCCUACACUUGCAAGAAAGCAUGUUGUUACUUUACAACCCUACCUAAAGAGUGCUAGCACGCCUGAAGAUCAAUCAAUUCUAUACUAUGUGUUAAUUAUAUAUCGGAGUGUCUUGCCACUUCUUAAACGUCCCAAUCCAAGUUUUUUAGCCGAGGUUGAGCAAGCUCUCAUGAGUUUAUUGACAAAAAGUCCACAAAAGGCUAGUAAUAUUCUUCAAGAGGUUGUACCAUGUUUAUGUGUUAUUGUUGACAAAUUAACACACAAUUAUACACGGUUAACAAAACUUUUGAAAUCUUGCUCUGAGAAACUUAAAUUGGAAAAAACAAAAUUAACAGCAGGUUCAUCUAUAUCUUCAGCUCGAAAUGUAAUGGUACUGCUUUUGAUUGUGGGUCUUUUAUGUAAAAAUUUUGAUUUUGACAAAAAACGGUUGGAAAAACCAGAUGAAAUGAAGGAUUUGAAUGCCAUUGACAAGGGGCCUAUAGUAACAGUGAUAUUCCAAUUGGUUUUAUAUUUCUGUAAUGAGAAUCUAUCUGAUACUGUACAGAAAAUGUCUUUACAAAGCCUAGGGUUCAUAUAUCUUUCACACCCAACCAUAAUGCUUAGACGAGAAAGUACUGAUUUGAUGGAUCGUAUACUAAACACAGGUGUAAUGGAUAUGAAAAUUCAAUUAAUGAAAAUGUUUUUAGAUUACUUAUUAUCAGAGCAGCAAAAAAUAAAUGCAGAUUUAGAAGACAAAAUAAAGGGCACACCAGUAGAUUUGAAGGUUUUAAUAGGGAAUGCAGAAGAAUUUGCAGAAGCAGGAGUAAGCAGUUCUAUCAUGCAACGAUAUCUUCAUCGGAUUUUAGAGUGCACCUUUGAUCCAACUCAGAGUCUAAAGCUUGUUGCCUUGGAUGUACUGGGCAGCAUCAUUCAACAGGGAUUGGUACAUCCUGUUCCGUGUAUGCCAACCAUAGUUGCAAUGGAAACAAGUCCAGAAUCAAACAUACGUGACAAGGCAUUCAAAUUACACCAACAUUUAAAUGAAAAGCAUGCAUCUUUGAUUCAUUCACGAAGUGUAGAAUGUGUAAAAAAAGCAUACAUUUUUCAAAAGCAAUUAAAUGGGAAUAAAUCGUUUGUUGGUGAGAAUCCUACGAGUUAUGCUUUUCGUUCAAAUGAAGGACAUCCUGAAGCUUUAAUCAAUCCAAUGUAUUCUCUUUUGAAAGAAAAAAGGCAACGUCGUAAUGAUUUUCUAAUAUCAAUUGUCAAAACUUUUGAUUUUGACUUGAAAAACUCAGAUGAAUCAAAGGUAGAUGUAAGUUUUUGCAAAUUUGUUGCAGAGAAUUUAGCUACUAUAGAUUACAAGACUAUUGAGGAGGUUUUGCAUAUUAUAUAUUGUAUAAAUCGAGUUUUAUCUGUUGUUGGAAUAACUAUUCUCCAUUCAAUUGAAUACAACACAAAGAGUAAAGAUGAUGAUAUAAAAAUGUCAAAUUCUCUUCAAGAAGAACCAAAAACAGAAAUCCAAGAACAAGGUAUACCAACUAGGGAUAAAGAUAAUAUUCUUUCAUUACCAUAUGCGGCUAAAGUUUCAAUCUGUAUGGCAAUACUAAUGCAUUUAAAAGACCACUUAAAAAAGUCCUAUGCACUAAGUGAAAUGAAAUGUCAAAGUUUCAAUCCAACACAAAGUAAUUCGCAUAAAGACAAACCAGCAUUACGACACCAAAAUUCUCCCUUAGUCAUAUCUUGGGAAGGGUUGCCUUUUGUGGAAAAACCCUUCACCACUGAUGAUAAUAUACUGGAACAAUGUGAACUGUUUAAAAAUCUUAUAUCUGAAGAUGGAACACAAAAAGAUGAAUUCGCAGAUGCUGAGCUAGAAAGUGAAAUUACAAACAGAUCUAAUGGGAUAGCUAAUGUUGAAUUUGAUAUCAAACCCAAACCUACCCCAAAAUCUUCAGGCACCAAGAAAAAAACAAGUGAUAAUA
Molecule: messenger RNA, 2227 nt
Organism: Entrophospora candida
Lineage: Eukaryota; Fungi; Glomeromycota; Glomeromycetes; Entrophosporales; Entrophosporaceae
Source: the annotation of a GenBank genome assembly